AUUAACUGUAUAAAAGUAAUUGUUCCUCAUGAUAUUGAAUCAGAGGAAACAAUACAGCAAGUGUAAAAGCACCUCCAGUUUGUCUUUGUGGCCGAGACUGGUGGUUUACUUGUCAAGCAUGCCUGAUAGGUGGAAGAGGAGAGUAAAGGUUUACAUGGUGGCCAUAAUGUUGGUAUCUGCGUGUAUGACCUAUAUGCACUACAGAUACCUCACAGAGACUAAGUUGAGGAGGAGGCCGUUGGAACAUACAAGUGAGAUACUACGUAAUAAUAUACAUGGUAAAGUAACUGAAGUUAAAGAUGAGCCAAAAGCAGUUACAAAAGAAGUUAAUGCAGUCAUAAAAGAAGUUACUGCAAUCACAAAAGAAGUACCAAACGAUGACGAGAAAUACCUCGGAUAUGUUUGUGUGAGAAUAGGUUGUAAUGGAUGGGGCGAUCGCUUGAUAGGAAUAUUAACUGCAUAUGUGUGGUCAAUUAUUAUGGAUCGUAAAUUUUUCAUAAUGAUAACCCAUCCAGGGCCAUUGACGGAUGUGCUGCUACCGAACAAGGUGAACUGGAAUAUAGCUGUGCCCAGUAAUCUCCGAGCUUAUACUAACAUAAGGUUGAUGGGUGAUGAGGAAUUUGUUGAAUCAAUUAAACAUGGUGCCCCAAAAUUAAUGAAUAUAACAUCCAAAUACAUUGCAUUUAAUAACAACUUUGACCACAUCACUCCUAUUGGCCAGAAUCCAGUUUUCAUGGCAAAACUACAUAAACAUGGAUACAACAUGACAAAUUUCAACUUUCGAAGAGUUCUCCAUGAUAUUUACACAGAGCUGUUCAAGCUCACUCCUGAUUUGCGACAAAGACUGGAAAUAGUACUGUACCAGGCAAAACAUCAAGGACAGAAAAGACUUGUAUGUCUUCAAAUACGAAUCGGUAAAAGUUCCACCAUGGCAAAGGACCGCAGACAUGAAGUUAACAAACACGACGUUCAUAAAUUCUGGGAGUUCGCCGACUCCCACGUAGAUUCCUCUGAGGAUAAGAUAUUUAUAACCACUGACUCUGAAACAGUGCGGAAUGAAGCUAAAGAUAGGUAUGGCAAAAGAAUGCUGGAAAUUCCUGGGGAAAUAACACAUACAGAUUGGUUUGAACCAACAAAGGCCAGUCUGGGUAUGUUCAAACUCAUCUUAGACUUCCACGUCCUCCAACAUUGUGAUGUCAUAGGGAUGAGUCCGAGUGGCUUCUCAGCAUUAGCGGCCUAUCAGAAACGUCCUUUUGAGGAUGUCUACUUAUUCAGUAACCACGAAUUUGUACUUUGUCCCGACAUCAACUCUGAUGAACAUUGCAUGACAAGACUAGGACCCCCGCCUUUUCCAAUUUACCCCAAAAAGGCAAACCAAACCAGCAAACCUAUACCUAGUACAGCGUACCCCAAACAAAACCAUCAAACUCAGUCCAACUACAAUAUUCCUAAUGAGGCAAACCAAACCAAACCAUCAAACACUCGAUAUGAAACUGCAAGCAUAGAUUAUGAUCAAACAAACAAACAUACAGUAUUUGGAUAGUGAUUUAGUUACUUCAAAGACAAAUAGAUGGCUCUUAUUUUAACUCUAAAUUUAGCCCUUUCAAGUCAUUUUUAACACUGGGAUAGAAAAGGAAUGGGGCAUAAUGUCUUGAUGUAAAACGAUCAAGUUUAUAGCUCUCUGGGUACAGAUUAUUAUCUCAAUGUCCCAUUUACAGAGAGACACAUUUUCCACAAGGAAUCUUAAACUUGGAUAUUCCUUUUUGAUACAACAGAUUACAGUAUAGUGCACAGAUUCUGUAUUACUUACCAUUGUCAAAGUAAAACUUGUGGAACUCCAUGCCUUCUAUCAUGUUCCCAAACGCUUCAGGCUCAAAGCAUGUUAAUGUGGGAUCGACUAGUUUACUGAAAUAAGUAUUAGUCUUCUGAUUAACAAGACAUGAGAUACAGUG
Messenger RNA from Owenia fusiformis, 1952 nucleotides. Lineage: Eukaryota; Metazoa; Annelida; Polychaeta; Sabellida; Oweniidae. The record is from the annotation of a GenBank genome assembly.